UUUUUCUUUUCUUUAGAGAAAGUAGCCCACUUGUGCGAGUGGUCUUUCCCAAAUAAGCAUCUGCCGUCUGUCGUUAUGGAAUCGCUUCUCCUUGUUCCGUCCUCUUCUGCAAAUCCAUUACAAUUAUUCUUGUCUCAUCCUCCAACCAAACGCUCCCUUUUUCUCAUUUUAAAAACAACCCACGAACGCGCCGCGGUGAUGCAGAUGACCACCGCUGCCUCCGCCACCAAGGAGGCCAAGCUUUGGGGUGGAAGAUUCGAGGAGAGCGUCACCGAAACCGUCGAAAAGUUUACCGAGUCAAUCUCCUUCGACAAAGCCCUUUACAAGCAUGACAUAAUGGGCAGUCGGGCCCACGCCUCCAUGCUCGCUCGCCAGGGAUUAAUAAGCGAGAGUGAUGCGGAUAGCAUUCUGAAAGGCCUUGAUGAGAUUGAGAGGCAGAUUGAUGAUGGAAAGUUUGCGUGGAGAACUGAUAGAGAGGAUGUUCACAUGAACAUUGAGGCUGCUCUUACUGACUUAGUUGGCGAAGCUGCUAAGAAGUUACAUACAGCCCGCAGUCGGAACGACCAAGUUUGCACUGACCUUCGUCUCUGGUGUCGUGAUGCAGUUGACUCCAUCCUUUCCCGAAUUAGGCAUCUCCAGGUUGUAUAAUGUUCUUAUGCAACUUUUCAAUUGCAUCAAUUUUUUACAGUUCCAAGUCCCAAAUAUUUUUACUGCUGAUAUUGAAGAUGUUAUUUGAAACAGAAUGUGUAGAGCAG
Olea europaea var. sylvestris is the source of this 755-nucleotide messenger RNA. RefSeq names its product argininosuccinate lyase, chloroplastic-like. The transcript is spliced from 2 exons. NCBI's taxonomy places the organism in Eukaryota, Viridiplantae, Streptophyta, Magnoliopsida, Lamiales, Oleaceae. Bases 76 to 648 code for a protein of 190 amino acids. Gene Ontology annotation, cellular component: cytosol. The record is from RefSeq and is a predicted model, not a curated record. Gene Ontology annotation, molecular function: argininosuccinate lyase activity.